Molecule: messenger RNA, 866 nt
Organism: Oppia nitens
Lineage: Eukaryota; Metazoa; Arthropoda; Arachnida; Sarcoptiformes; Oppiidae
Product: zinc finger matrin-type protein 2-like
Exons: 1
Coding region: 117-764 (215 amino acids)
Biological process (GO): mRNA splicing, via spliceosome
Cellular component (GO): U4/U6 x U5 tri-snRNP complex; nucleus; spliceosomal complex
Molecular function (GO): zinc ion binding; nucleic acid binding
Source: RefSeq, a predicted model, not a curated record
UAUUGAGUGCUUAAAUGUUUGUAUGUUUAGAGUCAGUGAUCACAAAGUGUUGACAUUUAUAGUAAUAAAAGACUGAUUUUGUGACCACAUUUGCCACCGAUUGUCGACCAAAAACAAUGGCCACAACUGAAGAUAUUUACGGCCGAAGAAAAUGGGAUACCGAUGAAUACGAAAGAAAGGCACAAAAACGACUUAAAGGUAACGACGGCUCUUCAGAUGACAAUCAAUCGGAUGGCGAAGACUCGAUCCUCAAGAGUGACGCUAAAGAGACAAUCGAACCGAAGAAACGCGAGAAUCUGAAGCCAAGAGAAUUUAAAGUGGAUUUAGAGAAGUGUUUGGGAAAGACUGUUGUGAUCAACAAAACGACUGCAACCUCACAGACAGGAGGUUUCUAUUGUGAUGUCUGUGACUGUGUGGUCAAGGAUUCAAUCAAUUACUUGGAUCACAUCAAUGGUAAAAAACAUCAACGAAAUCUUGGAAUGAAUAUGAGAGUCAAUAAAUCAACGCUUGAAGACGUGAGAAGAAGGUUUCAAAUGCAGAAGAAAAAGUUGGAAGAAGUGAAAAAAGAGUUUGACAUCGAAGACAGGGUUAAAGAAUUAAAGGAAGAAGAAGAACGACUUAAAGAGUAUCAGAGAGACAAACGUAAAGAGAAAAAGAAAAAGAAGAGACACGGAGUGGAUGAAGAAGAUGGCAAUCAAUCGGAAACCGACGAAAUGGCAAAACUUAUGGGUUUUUCGAAAUUUUCGAACUCAAAGAAAAAAUAAUCACUAAUUGAAUCCAUUAUUUGAAUUCAUAAUUUACUGUAAAUACUUAUCGCUAAUAAAAUAUACUGUACUUUAAAAUCAAAUAAAUAUUUAAUGACAAAC